Ceraceosorus bombacis is the source of this 351-nucleotide messenger RNA. Lineage: Eukaryota; Fungi; Basidiomycota; Exobasidiomycetes; Ceraceosorales; Ceraceosoraceae. The record is from the annotation of a GenBank genome assembly.
AUGUGUCGAAAGGAUCUGUAUGGAGUCAAAUUGCGGAGCAGACCAGCACUCGACAGCGACGUGGGCGACUCGCGAACGACCAACAUCUGCCGCUUGAUGAACCCUGCGCAGGAGCCUGCGCGUGUGUGUAUGCUGCUGCAGCAUGGCAUGCGCGAGCGCGAGCGCGAGCGCGACUGUCGAUCGGAGCAGAGCAUCGACGUCGGAGCAGGCACGGCGUUGCGGGUGCGCAAGUGUGUGGAUGCGUGCGUCGCUGUGAGCGCAUUGUGAGGCUGAGGGUGGUGCUUCAAAGCAAAUCCGUAUGCUCUGCUUGACAACAUGCUUGGCGCAGAUGUGGGCAGCGCGGGCGGGUGA